AUGCUAGAUGCUAUGGUCCCCCCGCAUAUACCUGGCUAUACUAUUAAGCGUGUGCUUACCAAAGGAACGACUUCAGUUAUUGCUCUCGCUUCGAAUGAUAAGACAUACGAACCUGUUGCUUUAAAGAUUUUUCAUAGAAAAAUAAUCUCCGAUAAAGGUAUCAUAAAAUAUCUUGAGUCAGAGCUUAGGUUAAUAUUCAGAUUUGAUCAUCCAAGUUUUCCAAAAUACUACGACGUUAUUUAUACUGAAGACCACAUCAUCUUAGUCAUGGAAUUUUUACCAAAUGGAAACCUUACAGAAGCUGUCAAUAACAGAAUAUGUUUCUCAUAUAAAGAAAGACUGAAUAUCUUAUAUAAAAUUGUCGACGGAAUCGAUUAUUUGCAUCAAAGAGGCAUUGCACAUAGAGAUAUUAAACCAGAGAAUAUUGUAUUUGAUGCCAAUAAUAAUCCGAAGAUCAUUGAUUUCGGUUUUUCAAGCGAAUGUGCUCAUUAUUCAGAUACUUUUUGCGGGACUCGGGAUUACAUGGCCCCAGAAGUUAUCAGACUUCAGUCCUAUGAUCCUAUGAAAGCAGAUAUAUGGUCACUAGCUGUGACCGCUCAUAUUUUAAUGACUUCUCAAUUUCCAUACGAGUAUACUAGCGAAGCCAGAUUCUUGAAUGAAAUCAAAGCUGGUACUCUUCAGUUUCGUAUCAAUCUUCCUGGUGUUCUUGGACAAUUAGUCCAAAAAUGCUUAUCAUACCAGCCUUCAAGUCGCCCUACAUCCCGUCAGUUACUUCAAGACGUUAGAAGUUUGAUGGAAGGAGAUUUUGCUCUGAAGACAAUAAAUGUUGAUAGGCAUGGUUUACCAAAACUAAAUAUGAACAUAGGAAAAACUAAAGAUAAAAGCGCAACUGGAAGAGAUAAUCCGAUUCGGUUUACUACAGGAAGAGCCCCAACGUGCUUUAGACUGCGCAAAUUUGACAGUUUCAAAUAG
Molecule: messenger RNA, 972 nt
Organism: Trichomonas vaginalis G3
Lineage: Eukaryota; Parabasalia; Trichomonadida; Trichomonadidae
Product: protein serine/threonine kinase protein
Exons: 1
Coding region: 1-972 (323 amino acids)
Biological process (GO): autophagy; autophagosome organization; protein autophosphorylation
Cellular component (GO): cytoplasm; autophagosome
Molecular function (GO): ATP binding; protein serine/threonine kinase activity
Source: RefSeq, a predicted model, not a curated record